Molecule: messenger RNA, 1886 nt
Organism: Salarias fasciatus (jewelled blenny)
Lineage: Eukaryota; Metazoa; Chordata; Actinopteri; Blenniiformes; Blenniidae
Product: nucleolin-like
Exons: 4
Coding region: 119-1339 (406 amino acids)
Source: RefSeq, a predicted model, not a curated record
AGAAGCGUCACCUCAGUCUCAACCACCGGGACUUUGCAGGCGAGAUGCCCACUUUCUCCUGUCUUUCUCAGCUAAAGUCUGUUCGAGUCAACUGAACCAUUUGGGAAUAAAUAUAAAGAUGACUGGCCUUUGCUGGACACCCGUUGUGCUGGUCUUUCUCCUCUCUGCUCAACAUAGUUUUGGUGCAGUGGAUCAAAACUGGCUCAGAAACAUCGUCGAAGCUCUAAAGAAUGAGUAUGCACUUGGUGAUGCUUUCACUUUGGCUGUGAAUAUCCCACAGAACCAAGACCCAGCUGAUCUUAAACAAGUCCUUCAGAGCGACCCAGUGGACAAAGUGAAGGAAGCCGUUUCACAGGGUCAAGUGUACCAGGGCACCAGUGUGAUCGCAGCAACACAAUCAGAUGGAUUGUCACGAGUUCUUGAAAACAUACAGUCCCUCAAAACUGACAAUCAGGGAAAUGUUCUGGUAAUCUAUUCUGAAGUUGCCCCAAAUUCAAAUGACAACAGCAUGGCAGACAAAAUUAACUAUGUCCUUCAAAACUGGAAUGCUUAUGCAUUUGUGUUUUCUAGAGUAGCUGAUGUUCCCACUGCCGAUACCUCUCAGCUGGCUGGAUCUUUUAAGCUUCUUGACAUUUCCAAACUAGGGCUUGAUAACAUUUUCCGUUGCUAUAAGCCUGAUGAUUCUUUUCAGUGCACCAGCUGUUCCUCAGGGGGAGAUGUUACACCCUCGUGUGUCGCAAACUCAGCUCCCGCAAAUCAAGAGCAAGGCACGGUUGCAGACACAAGUGGAGAUGCCGGCACAGGCGCAGGUGCAACUGCAGGUGGAGACACAGAUGCAGGUUCAGGUGCAGAUGCAGGUGCAGCUGAAGGUGCAGACACAGGUGAAAGUCCAGGUGCAGACACAGGUGCUGGUACAGGUGCAGGUGUAGAUGCAGGUGCAGGCGCUGAUGUAGGCACUUACACGGGGAAUGGCAUAACCAUAGGUGCGGGAACAGGACUUGGGAAGCAGGGCAAGGCUGGCAAAAUGAGAAAAUGCAAGGGUCGUAACCAAGGCUGCAACCGCAAAAGAGGAAGUAGAAAAAGAAAGUCUGGCAAUGUCAGAAGAUCACGCAAGCGAGGACCAGGGCGCAAUGGUAGGAAACAGGGUAAGUUUCGUGGAGGUGGAAGACGUGCCAGACGUAAAGGAGGUAGAAGAGGAGGUAAAAGUGCCAAACGUAGAGGAGGCAGAGGGGGAGGUAAGCGUAGAGGAGGUAGAGGGGGACGCAAAAGUGCCAAACGUAGAGGAGGAGGCAAACGCAGAAAAUGGGGAAACCUUCAAGACAUAUUUUGGGAGUGGUAAACGGUUGACAACUGCAUCUAAUCAGCAGCGCAAUACAACUCAUGCUAUGUUCCCAAAAAACACCUUCAUUUUUAAACAUUUAACAAGUCUCGUGUCAAUAAAUUUGCUUUUAAUGCUAACAAUAAUUGGACAUCUGAAUGCAUGUAGACAACCAACAAGUGUUGUGUAACUAUUUUAUCAAUAAAGUCAUAAUUAACAUCAUCAAUAGCAGAGAUUUCAUCAAACAGCUUUCAAAUUGAAGAUUGAUGGAAUAUUGAAGAACUCUGUGGUUUGUAGAAACAUACAAUACCAAGAUUUUUCUUUUCCCCUAAGAAAAGUUUAUUAUUAAGAAAAGUUAUUCAGUAAGGAUUUUAAAAAAAAAAUUCAGAUAUUCAAUUAUUUUGUUGUCGUUAAUGUGGUUGUUGUUGUUGUUGUUAUCCUUUCCAAUAUUAUUGAGAGAAGAGAAAGGAAAAAAUAUAUACUUUUUUUAAUCCUUGACAUGUAUUCUGUAUGUUUUGUGAUAAACAAUGGCUUUCUCUUUUGGAUUUGAAUAAACCUUGGCUUGGUA